AUGUCUACGUCUACUUUCGCGCUCGAUCCUGCAAUAUUCAAUCGGGCAUUAUACAAGAAAAUAACAGACUUGUGGUUCCCUGGCGUCGAUGUAACCGGUCAGGACUUUGACAUGAGCAUUGCGAAACGCUGGUUCGCAGGCAGUCCCGAGGAGGGAAUUCUCUUUGAUGGACAAUGUAGAGAUACAUGCGUGAAUGCGCUCGAAGCUAUCGGACCAGACAGGUUUCCAGAAGCGAAUGCGCAGCCAUUUCUGGACGAGAUUGCGCGAGUUGCCAACGAGGAAGGCAAGGUAGAUACUGCAACGGGAGAGGAAGCUGCAUGGGCGGCACUGAGCUUCGCACUGCUGCUAGAUCAAAUGCCACGGAAUGUCUACCGCACAGAAGAAGGAUUGCGACUGGUGUACACGCAUUACGACCGCAUCGCUCAUGCGUUCAUUCGCAACAUUUUGUCGCCCUCUUCGCCCAUUCCGCGCCCAGACACACACCCAGCCAUGCGUCUUUCUGCUGCGCAUAGGACUUGGCUUUACAUGCCGCUUAUGCACUCUGAAGAUCUGUCCGCCCACGACCUCGCCGACGAAAUACUGGCGGAGUUUGCACGAGAACUCGAAGGCUUAGAGGGGUACAAGGGCACGAAGAUGUGGCUUGAAAAUUACCAGAAAGCUGCAAAGGAACACCGGGAUAUACUGGAGCGUUUUGGUAGGUAUCCUCAUCGGAAUGCUGCCUUGGGUAGGGCUAGUACAGAUGACGAGCGGAGGUUUAUAGAGGAAGGAGGAGCAACGUUUGGUGUUGCACAGAAUCAGAAGGGAGACACCAAGAAGGUAGAUGCAGUAUAG
Molecule: messenger RNA, 831 nt
Organism: Alternaria atra
Lineage: Eukaryota; Fungi; Ascomycota; Dothideomycetes; Pleosporales; Pleosporaceae
Exons: 1
Coding region: 1-831 (276 amino acids)
Molecular function (GO): protein binding
Source: RefSeq, a predicted model, not a curated record